Molecule: messenger RNA, 3078 nt
Organism: Galleria mellonella (greater wax moth)
Lineage: Eukaryota; Metazoa; Arthropoda; Insecta; Lepidoptera; Pyralidae
Product: pH-sensitive chloride channel 2-like
Exons: 8
Coding region: 134-1657 (507 amino acids)
Biological process (GO): nervous system process; chloride transmembrane transport; regulation of membrane potential
Cellular component (GO): membrane; neuron projection; synapse
Molecular function (GO): extracellular ligand-gated monoatomic ion channel activity; neurotransmitter receptor activity; transmembrane signaling receptor activity
Source: RefSeq, a predicted model, not a curated record
UUAUAGAGCAUCCAUGGAGAGCAGCUUCCAGUGCGUUCUUAUACAGUAGUGGUGGAACUAUCACGCGAAGCGGUCCGGUCGUGAUUUGUGCGAGUGUCUUCCUCUUUCUCUUACUGAUGUUACACUAUUCAUCAUGAAAUUAAGAACUUUUAUAGCGUAUCAGACAUUUUUAAUUGUUUUCAAUUACGCUUAUGGACAAAAGUCUACACCAGCUUCAGACUGUCCGUCCAUAAAUGAAGGUGACAACUUUACCCAAUCCGAGUUCUUGUCGCGGCUGGCGGACGAAUGCAGAUACGACCGCCUCCUGCUCCCCACGUACGCCACUGGUGAGACAGUAUACGUGCAUGCUAGUGCCUAUGUUUACUUCAUACAACCAGCUGAAGCACAUGAUUUGAACUUCAAAUUGCAUUUCCUCCUACAACUGCGGUGGACUGACCUUCGCUUAGCGUACCACCUUUACUCACCGAAACGCGUGACAAUUAUUGGCGAGGACGAUCUAAGACGUCGGAUAUGGGUUCCCCAUUUAUAUAUGUCAAAUGAACAAUCAUCAAGUUUAAUGGGCACUGAUAGUAAAGACGUUCUAAUAUCCAUAUCACCCUCCGGGGAAGUAGUUUUCAGCCGUCGAAUGCAGGCCGUACUUUAUUGUUGGAUGAAUCUACAAAAAUUUCCAUUUGAUGAUCAAACUUGUUCAAUGAAUCUUGAAAGUUGGAAAUACAACGCAUCCAUUUUGCGAUUAAUGUGGGAAAAAGGAAUACCGCCAGUUCACUUGUCACCAGAAUUGCAUCUUACGGAAUAUUCUCUAAUAGAUUUUUGGACUAACGAAUCUGUUGUUCGUGGAGACAUUUCAAGUAUGCGCCUCAUAGGAGGUAGUAGAAUGGGAAACUACAGUGCCUUAAAAUUUACAUUUAAAUUGGGAAGAGAAGUGGGUUACUACCUCAUGGAUUAUUUUAUUCCAUCCAUGAUGAUAGUUGCCAUGUCAUGGGUCACAUUCUGGUUGCAAGCUGACGCCUCAGCUCCUAGAAUCACCUUAGGUACCAGUACUAUGUUGUCAUUCAUCACCCUGGCGUCUAGCCAAGCCAAGACGUUGCCCAAGGUGUCGUACAUCAAAGCCAGCGAAAUAUGGUUCCUCGGUUGCAUCGGUUUCAUCUUCUCUGCACUCGUCGAAUUCGCUUUUGUCAAUACCAUUUGGAGAAGAAAGAAAGUUGUUAGUUUAAAGAAGGUCAACAGCAAAUAUAUUUUGAAGAGUACGCUAACUCCUCGGCUUGCGCGUAAGGAAUUACAAAAGGAGUUACAGGAAUCGUCGCCUCAGCUUUCCAAGUCACGGUCAUGCUCAUCAUUGAAUCAAGACACGAGCACCGACCCUGCAGGACCAGGAUACAACAACUACUUAACAGUACACAGUUUCCCAUCUGCACUAAACUUGCCUACGAUCACGACACAAAGCUACGACGACCUUAUGCCAGGUCAAGGCGGCCCCAACAGACAGCAGAAUGGUGCCGACAGCGAUGGCUCCGACGAACCACCCAAACAUCACACUUGGACUACAAUGACUCCUCAAGAGAUCGCUACGUGGAUAGACAAACGAUCCCGAAUCAUGUUUCCUAUUCUGUUCGUUUUCUUCAACAUUAUUUAUUGGACUUUCGUUUACUGUCUGUGAUUUAAAAUAAUAUCUGUAUGUAGGCUGAAAUUUUCGUGACAUCAUCAGUCGUACCGACAUCUUUACUUAGUCAUAGCAAGAUGUCGAUGUUAGGUAAUAAGUAGGAGUAUGAGAAAAUCAUAUUUCAAGUAAAGCCAAAUAGCUACUACUGAAUAUUUACCUGUAAGAUAUUACACAGGUAUGUGUUAGGAAGACAAAAAAAAGGUCAUCAAAUAAUAUAAAAAUAUUUGUCUUAGAUCUUUUGAUUUAAUUAAUCUGAUUAAUUUCAGUUACUUUUAGAAAAUAUUUCAAAUAAUAGAAUAAGAAAAUUAGUUUUUGUUUUUCAAAAAGUGCUUGUAUCUCAAAUAACAGAUACUAUCGCCUGAGUCAAAUGUAAAGUUACAUUUAUUCCUUUUAUUUACAUUACAUUAUUAUUAUUUACAUUAGAAAUUUAUGGAAUAUUAGUUUUAUACUUUAAAUGACGUUUUAUUAAGUGGCCAUAUUUUUGUAACUAGUUGUAAGUAAUAAAAUAACAAAAUGUUCCUUUUCGUUCGACGUCUUGCCGAAUAAUUAAAAAAAUUAUAAAUUAUUUUAAAUUAUUUUUAAAUAAAAAAUUAGGUUUUUUAAAGGGCAAGAAACGAAACUGACCCAAACGUUUCUCUCCAUGUAAUAAAAAGAGACACUGUGAGUCAUCAAUCUUAAUUUUAUUGAGAUUUUCUGUCAAUAUUGCCUACAUUCCAGUCUUUAAAAACAAUACCAUAUCAACUAUUAAUUGUCCAUUGCUGAACAUAGGCCUCCCACAUAAUGGAGGAGUUUUGCCAGUAGUUGACUUAAUAGGCAGGUUAGCAACCAUAGUUAGGUUAGGACUUUGGUGAUGUUUUAAGAGGGAUGCUGCUGCCCAUCCCUCGACCCCACGAGAAGGGAAAGGACAGGGAUUGUUUUUACGACACCCACGAGAAAGGAAGUGGUGGCUCAUUCUAUGCCGACUUACACGGCCACUUACACGGCUUUAAAGACAAUGACCCUGUUUAUUAAGAAGUAUUCUUGGGUCACUAGUGUAAAAAUUUAAUUACUAAUUUAAAUACUAAUUAACUACAUAUUUAUUAUAUUUCGGUAGGUUUAUACCAGACAACAUAUGUCUCUACAUAUACAUAGAUACAUGUUGUAAAGUCCGCUCAUAGUAAUGAGAUUAUUAUAGUAUAAAUAAAAAUCACAAAACUAAGCAUCGAAGUGGAUGUGUUCAAAAGGACGAAUAUAAAUUCUGAAAAUAUCAUUAUCCUAAUUCCAAAAUCUCACAUUUACGAAGUCGUGAACAAAAGCUAGUAUAAAAUAAAUAUGUAAGUGUUAAUACUAUGUAAGUGUCUAUUAUUAAUUAGUCCACAAUUUUUUUAAUAAUCUUAUUUAAUAAAAUAUAAGAAUACUUUUAAUGUUUGUUUAUUUUG